UGGAUAUUGAAAUUGUUUAAACGCUUUUUAACUGCAAUCUGCGCUGUGAUCAAGGUUAACCUGGGCGUGACUUGCUGAGACGUGCUUCAGCUUGUUUAAUCGUGUAUCUGUAUAUUAGACUGGGAUUAUUACCUUGUAGAAUCUCCCAAAAUGGAUGUUGAUAAAGAGCGCAUGGAGAAGCUGGAGAAAUUCAAGGGGAUGAGUGACCAGGUACGCAUCGGUGGCAAAGGAACGGCCCGCCGAAAGAAAAAAGUAGUUCACAAGAAUGCUGCCGCUGAUGACAAGAAACUUCAAAGCUCACUGAAAAAACUAAAUCUCAAUAAUAUUCCUACUAUAGAGGAGGUCAAUAUGUAUAAACCGGAUGGGACUAUGAUUCACUUCAAGAAUCCGAAAGUUCAGGUAGCCCCACAAGCCAAUGUGUUCGCAGUAACUGGACAAGCUGAAUAUAAAACACUAAAUGAUUUGUUCCCAAAUAUGCUUAAUCAAUGGGAAACAGCAAAGUUGCGAUUGGCUAAAAUGAAUGGUUAGUACACUUUUUGUUUCAGAAUAUUUUGGUACGUUUAUAAUAUUUCACUGUAUUUUGUCCAGAAUCUCAGACUAACCAUAUUUGUAGUACAACAGGAUUACGGUCAGUCAGUCGAUAGCGUAAAGCAGCUGACCGAGGGUAAUAGUCCAUGUCUGCUAGCGUUUCCGUUCAGGGGAUUAUUAUUACCAAGCCUACUGUUACCAAAGACAUUGAAAACCACAAUUAUUAGGGUAUAGACAAAUAGCUCAAAGCAGUCUUGUCAGGCUACAUCGGAAUUGGUUAAAGUUUACUGUCAACUGAAUGAUAUCACAUCAAGAGCAUUCUAAAAACAAUAGCAACCGACUAGUUUUUAUUUCCGAUGUAUGGUUGCCCUAUCCUAGAUUCUGUAUUCAAAUCUUAGUGGUAACAAAUCGGGUAUGCAAAAUUCUUUUUGAGAGGUUGUAUCAGUCAUAAAACCGUGUUUGCACAGAAUUUGUGUAUGCGUUGCUCACCCCGAUUCAGCUACCAACCCUUAUUGCUACUGACCGUUUUGCCUGUACCCCUGGGUUGUUUUUGCAAAUAGCAAUUCAUCGACUUAUUAUCUUGCGGUACACGGUAUUCUAAUAUGGAUCUGUUAAGUUGCAAUGUCCAUUGAUGUUAGUAAGCCUUAGAUUUAUGCCUGCACUUGUUGAGAGAUGUGAGCUUUGGAUUUUUG
Schistosoma turkestanicum is the source of this 1220-nucleotide messenger RNA. The record is from the annotation of a GenBank genome assembly. NCBI's taxonomy places the organism in Eukaryota, Metazoa, Platyhelminthes, Trematoda, Strigeidida, Schistosomatidae.